This is a messenger RNA of Mycosarcoma maydis (corn smut), 2052 nucleotides long. RefSeq lists its product as uncharacterized. Gene Ontology annotation, cellular component: cytoplasm; membrane; intracellular membrane-bounded organelle. Lineage: Eukaryota; Fungi; Basidiomycota; Ustilaginomycetes; Ustilaginales. Bases 1 to 2052 code for a protein of 683 amino acids. Gene Ontology annotation, biological process: sphingosine biosynthetic process. The transcript has a single exon. The record is from RefSeq and is a predicted model, not a curated record.
AUGGCGGCCGAGCAAUCAAAUGGCGUAGCUGCCGCCGUGGUCGAGGUAUCCAUCGACGGAAAGCCUGCAUCCAUCGGAUACGACCAUGAGUUUCUCUUUGUCGUGCGAGGCCAUCACAGCCAGGCAGAUGCGAUGUUAAGCAAAGCGUAUGUACGCGUUCCGCUCACUCUAGUACUCAACGCGUCCUUUGUUUCAGACUCGGAUGGCGGCUCUCUUCUUGUACGGAUCUUGUCACCACCAGUGCAAGCACAAGGCAGUCAAGCUCCCGGCCCGUUUUCCUUUUUCAAGAAGGACCGAUCUCGCCCCAAAUGCAUGGAAUCGCUUUCGCAGCAAGCUUACCAAGAGCUGACGCCAGCAGAGCGAAUCGAGCGACUCCGAGAACAGCUUGAAGGGCCGUGCUCGAGCCUUCGCCUUGUCAAGAUCGAGGCUCGCGUCGUGGCUGUCAAGGAUGGAACAGCUAUAGAGGCAAAGACGCAGUCCUGGGUCGAUCGGGUCAUGAGCGCAGCGUAUCAGCAUGUCAAGCCGUACAAGAGGAUCAAGGUGCUCAUCAAUCCAGCCGGUGGUCCCGGAAAGGGUCGACAGCUUUUCGACAGUCGUGCUCGACCUAUCCUCGAGGCCGCAGGCUGUAAGCUCGAUGUCACCGUAACAACACAUCGAAUGCACGGGUUCGAGAUUGCACGGGAGCUCAGAAUAGCAGAUUACGAUGCAGUCGGUGUAGUCAGCGGCGACGGCCUGCUACACGAAUUGCUCAACGGAUUUGCAACCCGAUCGGACGCCAGACAAGCGCUUGCUCUCCCCCUAGCGCCUAUACCAUCCGGAAGCGGGAACGCCAUGUCCAUCAACCUACUUGGCGCACAGCAGGGAUUCAGUCUCGCCCUUGCAUGCCUUAACAUCAUCAAGGGCCGCCCGAUGAAGCUCGAUCUGCUUAGGGUCACGCAGCCUGCUUCUGCGUUUCCGCCUGGUGUGCCAGUACCAGGACGAUCGUUGAGCGGAUCUUUGGGCAAACGCGGAGGGAAAACGGCUGGUGAGCCGACGCUCAACGGCAAUCCAUCUGCGUCGGCGCGAGGCUCAGAGGAUGUGGCUAGACUCAUUGAUGCGCCUUCCAAGCCUUUCGUCCAGUACUACUCGUUUCUCUCACAGGCUAUCGGCAUCCUAGCCGACCUUGAUCUAGGUACCGAGCAUCUUCGUUCACUCGGAGAUACACGCUUCCUCAUAGGCUAUGCGUCUUCGGUGUUGCGCAACGCCAAAUGCGAUGUCGACGUUGACAUCAAGCUCGGAGCACGAGGUAGCAAAAACAGGGCGGAGAUGCGUCAACGAGUGAUUGAUUUUUACCAAGCGCGUUCGCGGUCAACUGCCGAUCAGAACGCAGAUGGAGCCACAGAGGGCGGCGACCUGGAUGAGGGACAAAAUUCAUUGACCCAGAAUGCGCAGGACAGCUCUGUCUCUGCAUCAUCGCCGUGCGACUUGGUCCAUGGAGACGUCACCCAGCCACUCACUACAAGCUCGAAUCCUCCACCGCCUUUCGAUAUGCGCGAUCCCUCGUGGCCACACUCGUUGCUUUCGAAAACAAGUUCAGUCCGUCAAGUCGAAGCGGCUUUGCAAGCGUCCCAGGGCGAUGAGCAGGCGUUGCAAUCGGGCUGGAUGCGUAUUCAAGAGCCGAUAGCAAGUCUGUACGGGGGCAAGCUACCCUUUGUCAGCCGUGACAUGAUGCAAUUCCCAUUUGCACUGCCCAAUGACGGCACCAUUGACGUUGCCAUGAUCCUUCAUGCAGGAGGCAGAGCUGCCAAGCUGCCUGAGGAUGGAUACGCGGAAAAUGGACAGAUCGUUUACCAAAAGGCAAUGACCUACCUCAAAGUUGAGGCAAUCCGUGUGACGCCCAAGCGCAAGGAAGGAGACAAGAAGCUCAAAAUGGGAGGACUGAUCAGCAUCGAUGGUGAAAAGGUGCCCUAUGCUGCCUUCCAGGUCGAGGUUGCACGUGGUCUGCAGUACUCGGUCCUGUCGCUGUACGGUCGGUUCUGUGUACCAGUGGUGGAGCCGCCAGCAAUGGCGUGA